AAAAAAUUCAUAUUAUAUUGUCGUUAGUGAAUCUAAUUAUGAUUUUUGUUAAAUUUUAAUAAAAUAAAUUAUCAUCUGUAAUACUACAAACAAUCUAUAAAUAAAAAGGAAUUCUCAGUUCGAAAUUUAAUAUUGUAAAUUUAAUAAGAAAUUAUAUUUCCUUUUUUGUCUAUAGUUUAUGUUGAGAUAGUGAAUCUGAGCUUGAGGAAGCCUACCUGUAAAACUAAAGGACCACAAAGCUAUUUGUUUGUUUAUAAUUGAAAGAUGGAAAAAUAAUUUAAAUAGAGAUGAAGAUAUGUAUAUGUUUUCAUUAUCUAAUGUGCCAUAUAAUGAUAAUGAUUCCAGAUGAUGAGGAAAUAUAUCAUAAUAAUAAGGGUAAUGACUCCAGAGUUUAUACUAGUACAUUACUUUGGAUAUUACUAUAAAUUAUAAAAAAUCAGUAUCUACUUCAUUUCUGUAUAUAAUUUUCUCUUCUUCUACAUAAAUACUUGAAUGUACAUAGUGAAGGUCAAUAAUGUGGAUAUAUACACUUCAAUAAUUAGAAUCCAAAAAAGUGUAACAUUUUAUUGUCUUUUUGUAUAUCCACUUAUUCUGAAUAUAAUGGCAAAAACAAAAUUCGUGGAUGUAAUUACUUCAUUUCAUAUUGAGAAUUCAAGAAAAUAAUACACCGAGUAAAAAUUGCAAAAGAAGAAGAAUCAUUGUCCUUGCAAAACAGCAAUAACUCACGAGGGGGUAUUUUCUUGGCUUACCUAAAGUGUGGUCAUCUCAUGACUCAAAGACGAGAGAUCGAUGUUUGUGCAAAUUAUACUGACUCACUGCACUGCAGAUUUUUCCGCCUCUUAACUAAGCUUUGUUUUUCCCUUCACUUGAAAGUACUCUUUUUUUUUUCUUUCUAAAACUUCAAAGUACUCUUUUGAUUAGCAAGACAUUCACCAGAUGAUAUGAUGUCCGAUGAUCAGAUGAAUGUGCUCUUUGACAAGAAGCGUUCCACAAGCAUAUCUUAAAACAAAUUACAAACUUAGUUUUUUUUAUAUGUUACAUAGAAAACCUACUGACUGUUUCGAAUAUAGUUAAGAAUUAAAUUAUAGUUCAAUAUUUUUUUUUCUCCAGUUAAAUCGUGAUGCUUGUCACUAUGCUGAGAAUUUUUUUGAACUUGCCAAAAUUUUCGGCUUCCAUUCAAUUUGGUUCUAGAAUUUGAUUUGAUUCGGUAAUUUUUUGUUCAAUUUGGUUUCCGGUUUAAGUUGACAAUCAAUUAAUUACUUUGGUUUUCUACUUUUACCUCCAAAAGUUAUAAUCAAACCUUACCAAAAAUCCGAAUCAAACUAACCAAACUAACUAAAUUUUGAACCGAACUAACUAAAAUUAACCUAAUUUAACUGAAUUUAUCCAAUUUUUUUUUAAAAAAGUUAAACUAAAAUCUAACUGAUAUAAAACUUUGGUUAAGUUCAAUAGAAUUUCCAAAAGCCCAAAUAACCGAAUAAUAUCAUUGAAUUUUACUUGAGAAAUCUAUACAUGGCAACUUUCUUUAACCAACAGCGAUACUUAGAUUUUAUCAAUCUAUAUCGAUGUUACCCCCUGUCAAAACUGGGAUCUGGGUGAGUGACAAGUCACACAACAUCACUCAUGAAUAUUUAUACAAACAAAUAUUGAUACCACAUACUAGUUGGACAAUAGUAUGGAACUUAUAAAUACUAUUUUAAUACUAGGGGCCUUUAUGACCUUAUCAUUGUUUGGUCUAUAAAUAAGAAGUGGUGUCAAGGUGUCAGAUAGAGUGUACAACAUUAUUUAGCCCACAAGUUGUCAUUUUCUUAUGUAUUUUGGGAUCAAUAUCUAUUUUUGUAUUAUUUUGAAUUCAUCAUAUAGUUUUAUUGGAUUUAUCACAAGAGGAAUCUCAUCAAAUGCAAAGUGUGUGGUUGUUUUCCUUGGGCUGGGGGUGUCAAUCUCUAUCACUUAGGGAGUUAGGGUUGUUGUCAUUGUAGGGACAUGUAAAAACUUGUCGACAAAAACGCUCCAUUAGUGGGAGACAUAUCAAGAUUUCACAUGAUUCUUGAAGUUGUGAAAGUUGUAGAUAAUUCCAUAAUACACAGUCCGAUUCAAGAUCGUUUUCAAAACCCUCUUAAUAAGUAAUUAGUGCCGGAUUGCAAUCUUACAAUUUUGUGGACUUACCAAUCCCUAUGAAGCAGCUGGUUAGAGUCCAUUUGUUUAUUUUACUAAAAAUGAUAAAACAAAAUUUCAGCUAGAGAUUAUCAAGUUUAUAAAUGUCAUUGUGUUUUCUAUACAGAAGUGACUCUUUUAAGCUUUUUUUUUACAUCAGUGAUUUUUUUAAGCUUUAUCUCACUUGAUAUACCCAUGAAUAUACUAAAAUACCUUUUGUCAAUUUAUUUACAUUUUAAAUGGUAAAAGUGAUGGAUUAACCAAAAAAAUGAAUUAUCUUUCAAAUAUGAAACAGCUACACAGUAAGUCAGUAACAGUCACAAGAACUUAUGUUCAUGACUAUACGACCUAAAAGAUGACAAUAUGUCAAUGCUUGGAAUGAAGAAACCAAAAAAAACCAAUCCAUUUUUUCCUUAUAAGCUUCUAAGUUGGUGUCAUUGUGGUACCCUCUAAUACCACUACACUAUAAGAUUCCGUGAGGCUGAAAACAUCCAGAAAAGCUCCCGGUUAACAUUCUUUGCUGCUUGGAACAUCAUGUGUGCCAAAAGAUCAGUUGCUAGUGACACCAAAGUCGAACCCUCCACCACCGAGCUUAGGUUAUACUCAAGAACCCACGUGUUGGGAUCAAGUUGCAGAACCGAUGUGCUACAUUUAGUUUUCCCCCACGAAGUAUUGGCCUCAUGUAUAGAGUAACCGAAUCUCCCUUCUGACCACUUCAAGAAGAACAUCACAAACAAGAGAACAAGAACAAAGACUUACACAAACAGAUACUAAACAAAUAAAGCAUUGAGAUUUGAAUCUAAAUGAUUUACCUCAGUGACUCGGCCUGAUAACACCGUGAUUGAACUUGUGGAGAACCUGACCGAAAAAUCCUGAUGUCUGCAAAGGCCAUCCCCAUAUACUCAACUCUUCAGUGACAGAUUUAUACAGAACACAUUUUGACAUCAACAUCAGACCAUCCACAAAAAAAAGACAGUAACUUUCGAUCAACCAAACGGUCUUUAUUUGCCCCGGAUUUUGUCUUUAUUUGUUUAUUUUACCGUCAGUUUGAUAUUUAAAUAUCAAGUCCCCCAACGGUCCUCGGGUUUUUGCGGUUUUGUUUCACGUACAAAGACUAACAUACCCUUCAUACGCAAAUGAAUUAGAAUUUAGAACUACAUGUGUUUAAGUAUUAAAAGUGAACGAUGAUUAUAAAUGCAUAGACAAAACGUCAAACGUUGAUUAAUGUUUCCAUACGACUAAUUCAAAACACUUCACAAGCUCUUUCUACAUUUGGAACAACUAGUAAUACUGGAGUUAAUUUAUUCAGAAUUUACUUCUACCAUAACCAGAAAUAAUCAAUCAAUGUACGUGUUAACUAACUCACUCAAGUCCAAAAUGGUAGGACGCUUGGCUUCAAGAAACCUUAGUGUUAUUAGCUAAAUAAUUAAAAUAUAUAACCAAAUCAUCGUAAUCUCUUUUUUCUUUUAACAAGCAUAGCAAACAUUUUUCUUAGUAUGCGUGUAUAUAUGAUCAAACAUUUAUGGUUGAUGGACUUUGGUUUACAGAACCAAACCUAAAGGCUAAAAACUAGCUUUCAGUGGUAAAAGUUAGUUAAGGUGAAUAGGUGAUUGCGCUUCAAAUGUCAAAACAAAACCAACUUCCAUGAAUUACUUUACUAGCCUCCUCUAUCCUCUAUAUAUAUCAUUCACAAGGAAUCAUAAAAACCUCAUGACCAUUUGGUCUUGAAUAGAGAAAAAAGAUUCAGCUUGCCAAAACCACUAAACAGAACAAAAUGGAUCCCAAAUCAUUCCUAAUCUCAGCUCUAAUCUUCUCUCUACUUUCAAAUUCUCCAAUACUGAUGAGUCUUGCUCAAAUCAACACUCCAUGUUCACCAACCAUGCUCUCUAGCGCUACUGCAGGGUGCAUGAGUUUUCUAAUGGGAGGUGCUAGUUCUCCGACUUCGGAUUGUUGUAGGGCUCUUAAAACGUUAACCGGAACCAGUAUGGACUGUUUGUGUCUGAUUGUGACCGCAAACGUGCCACUCGAUCUUCCUAUUAACCGAACUCUAGCCAUCUCUCUUCCUCGUGCAUGUGGUGUCCCCGUUCAAUGCAAAGCUUCUUCAGCACUCCUUUAUGCUCCAGGCCCUGCGUCUCUCGGUCCAACCACUUCUCCUCCUACAGAAACCCAAAUUCCUGAAGGCCCUGCUUCUUUCGGUCCCGCCACUUCUCCGACAAGUUCGAUGGAUCCUGAUGGCAUGCCUGAUGACACGGAUGUUUCCGGACCGCGCAACGGAGGAGACCCGAGGGAGCCACCAAAGACUUCAGCGUCGUCGCCUUCCUCUUCACUCUCUCUCAAGCUUUCGCUUCUUCUAUUUGCUCUGUUUGCCUUUGAGUUUAUCAGUUUCUUCUAAUUCGUAAUAUAUGAUGUUCUUUACUUUCCUCUUUAUAUGAUUCUGGUUUUAGCUAGGGAUGUUAACGUAGGGUAAAAUAACCCAGCCCAGCCCAACCCACAAAUAACCCAACCCAGUUUAUACCCAACCUGCAAAAACCCAGAAACAUCAGGGUUGAAAUCCAAACCCAGAAAAUAAACCCAAUAUGGUAUAGGUUUACCCGUGGGUACCCAAAGUAUUAUCUUAUUUAUUCUGAAGUUUAGCAGUUUUGGCAGGAAACCUCGCUUUUGCGGUUUUGGCGGAAAAACUCGUUUUUGAUUUUGAUGGAAAAACUCGUUUUUACGGUUUUGGGAAAAAACUCGGUUUUCGGCUUUGACGGGAAAACUCGAUUUUUCGAUUUUGGCGGGAAAACUCGAUUUUUCGAUUUUGGCGGAAAAACUCGGUUUUGCGGUUUUGGGGGAAAAACUCGGUUUCUCGUCUUUGGCGGGAAAACUCAAUUUUCGGUUUUGGCGGAAAAACUCAGUUUUACGGUUUUGGCGGGAAAACUCAUUUUUUGCGGUUUUGGCGGAAAAACUCAUUUGCGGUUUUGGCGGGAAAACUCAUUUUUUUUGCGGUUUUGGCGGGAAAACUCGGUUUUUGCGGUUUUGGCGGGAAAAUUGAGUUUUACGGCACUGGCGGGAAAACACCUUUUGCGGUUUUGGCGGAAAAACUCGAUUUUGGGGCUUUCAGUCGGAAAACUCGAUUUUACGGUUUUAGCGGGAAAACUCAGUUUUGCAGUUUUGGUGAGAAAACUCAGUUUUGCGGUUUUGGCGGGAAACUUAGUUUUAUGGUUUUGGCGGAAAAACAAGUUUUGUGGUUUCGGUAGAAAAACUCGAUUUUUCGGUUUCAGCGGGAAAACUCGUUUUUGGUUUCUGUUAGAAAUAUUAGUUUUAGGGUUUUUGCGAAAAAAAAUCAUUUUUUGGUUCUGACGGAAAAAAACGUUUUUGCAAUUUUUAUAUAAUUUAAUUAAAAUGGUAAAAAUCUAUAUAUAUAAUUGAAAACCCAUGGGUACACCAUUACCCUUUUGUAUUUACCCAACAUAAAUAUGGGUUUUAAAAUUAAUACCCAUGGUUGACCCAAUUAAUCUUAGAUGGGUAAAAACCCAGCCCAUUAUUAGUGGGUUUGGGUAAACCCAUGGGUAACUACCCAUGUUAACAUCCCUA
This is a messenger RNA of Brassica napus (rape), 5727 nucleotides long. RefSeq names its product non-specific lipid transfer protein GPI-anchored 21-like. Bases 3929 to 4546 code for a protein of 205 amino acids. Gene Ontology annotation, molecular function: lipid binding. Lineage: Eukaryota; Viridiplantae; Streptophyta; Magnoliopsida; Brassicales; Brassicaceae. Gene Ontology annotation, biological process: lipid transport. The transcript has 5 exons. The record is from RefSeq and is a predicted model, not a curated record.